UGGAGCAGGGCCCGCGCACGCUGUGUACUUUGCCGCGUACGAGUCGUUGAAGGAGUAUUUUGGGGGGAAUGAAGUCGGACAUCAUCCGUUAGCGUAUGCACUUGCAGGAGCUGGAGCUUCAAUUGCCAGUGACGCUGUGUUUACGCCCAUGGAUGUGGUGAAGCAGCGGUUGCAGCUGCGUCACAGCCCCUACUCCGGGGUUCUGGACUGCAUUAAGAAAACAUUGAAGGAGGAGGGCCCGUCCGCAUUUUACAAGUCGUACAGGACUACUGUGGUGAUGAGCAUCCCUUUCACUGCUGUUCACUUCGCGUCUUACGAAGCUGGGAAGAAGGUUUUAGGAGAUAUUUAUCCAGCCUACGCAGAUGAAGAACAUUUGCUGAUACACAUUACUGCUGGUGGUGCUGCCGGAGCUUUAGCUAGCGCUGUGACAACUCCACUUGACGUAAUCAAGACAAGAUUGCAAUGCCAAGGGGUGUGUGGUGCUGAUAGAUACGCUAAUGGCUCUGUGUUAGCUGCCGCCCGUACUAUAAUCCAACGGGAAGGCCCACUUGCUCUUUUGAAGGGUAUGCGACCCCGUAUGCUAUUCCAUACGCCGGCAGCUGCAAUCUGCUGGUCGACAUAUGAGGCAGGCAAGUCUUUUUUACAACGAUGGAACGAUGAUCAAAGGCUGUAACGUUCUUUUCGAAACAGUCCUUCAAUCACUGGUGCUGGACUUCAACUUCAAGUGGGUUAUUUAUAUCAGGCAAUUAAAUUAUUGGGGCAAAUGUGGCCCCUAUGAAAUAGGAUUUGGCAGAAAGUGACGACCAUACUAGCGUUCCUUAAAAUAACUAGAUUACGUUCACAUGAGCGACAGUUUCAGUAAAAAUCCUUGAACACAGUGCUCACUUCCUGCGAUCGGUAUAUGUACUUUUCAAGCACAGAAGAUUGCGAAGUAAUCAGUUAAAAGAUUGCUUUUGCCUGUUUGCUACACAGCUGGAAAAGAAAGAAAGAUGACUUCUUCGACGCUGGAUCUGUCUAGUACCAUGUUAAACAAACCGACUGCAGGACGAGUCCUCUACAGUUGCUAGGUCAGGACAGAUGUCCAACCUCAAGCGUCUGAAGGGCAAUUUGUUUGGUAGACAUGGGAGCAGGCUGGGAAAUUACUUCAUGCAAAUAUACCUUUACUUCCCUUAUUUAUCCGUGAGGUUCUGAUUAUGCUGAAAAACUUGAGAAAUUGUGGAGACAGUCAUGUGACUGCUACCUGAUAAUAAUAAAAACCGUGGUGUUGAGAUAGCUGUGCUUCUCAAUGUGUGUUACUAGGCA
Messenger RNA from Physcomitrium patens, 1302 nucleotides. RefSeq lists its product as uncharacterized. The record is from RefSeq and is a predicted model, not a curated record. Gene Ontology annotation, cellular component: mitochondrial membrane. Gene Ontology annotation, biological process: iron import into the mitochondrion. Lineage: Eukaryota; Viridiplantae; Streptophyta; Bryopsida; Funariales; Funariaceae. Gene Ontology annotation, molecular function: ferrous iron transmembrane transporter activity.